GAUUCCAUUUUGGUUGAGUCACCUAAGUUCCACCAGGAAGUCUUCAAUAUUAGACCCAUCACUUCUUUCAGCACCUGGAUUUGAUUUCAGCACCUGGAUUUGAUUUGGAUCUGAGCAUUCCCCUAAUAUCCUUAGUCACAUUCACACACAUACAUCUGUUUAUCUCCGAGUCCCUUGGAUACAUGGGCUGCCUCAGUCCCUGGCUCAGCUCAAUCCCUCCAUGGCUUCAUUCUUCUCUGCUCUCUGCUUCUUCCCUCCAACAAUAAAACAGUCCCCUCCUCACACCCCUCUUCACUCCCACCUUCACACAAAGACACGCUCGCAUGUAGAAGCUACAUCAUACUGAAUAACAACACCAACAGAGUUGUAACUUGUCCAUGACAAUUGGCCCAAACCCAAAACCACCCAGUACUAGCAAUACCAAUACCAGCAGCACGAAACCCAUUUACCACUAGACCAGUGGACCAUCCCACUUGGUCACUAUAGUGUAGAAGAAUAUGAGAGAGACAGGGGUGUGUUGAUUUUUGUUUCUACUUAGUACUUUGGUGUUUAUUGUGGAAUUCUGAGUGGGGUGUGGGAAAAAUUCAGAUAGAGUGGUAUGAUAUCGUCAGGGGUUAACCUGGCGAUGACGGUGAUUGGUUUCGCAGUGAGCACCAUGUUCAUCGUCUUUGUGUGCACCAGGCUUAUUUGUGCUCGGAUUCACCUCAAUGUUUCAAGACGCUCCUUCCCCACAGCUUCUAGAUCCGAUCUCAGUAUUCUAGAACGGGGUUUACAUGGCGUUGAACCUGUAGCUGUAGCCAACUUUCCAACAAAGAAGUACAAUGAUCCAUUUUUUUCAGCAGUUGAAGAUGCUCAAUGUACAGUUUGCCUCGCAGAAUACCAUGGCGAUGAUGUAUUGCGGAUCCUCCCUUAUUGUGGGCACUCAUUCCAUGUGACCUGUAUAGACAUAUGGCUUCAUCAGCAUUCCACGUGUCCUGUUUGUAGAAUAUCAUUGCGCGAGCAUCCUGAGAGAAAACAUCGUCUGCAACCCUUGUUCAGUUCAGCUAUUCGAUCUCAUUAUGGUACAGAAUCCUCUGACAUCCAUUCUUAUCGCUAUCCUUUGAACAAUCAUGGAUCAAGAACACAUGCCAACCGUAGUAUGGACCCUAUUCAAGAGGAUCAUAUAGCAUCUGAGGGUGAUGGAUCAGAUGCCAGGGAGAAUGCCUUGCCCUUAAAUGAGAGUAAUCUGAAUUCUAAGGACAUGACAAACAAGCACGUAGAAAGCCCAUCAAAUCCAUAAAUACAAUGGUUUCUUGGAAUCCAAGCAAGCAUUCUGUAAUGCCUUCAAGUGGCGGCGAUUGAGACCAGGCAUGUCCCUAAAUCUGCAAGUAGAUACCAUUUGAACCGUCUCUUAGGAAGUUGGGAUCAGCUUGUUGCUGACUCUUCGUGCUUGCUGUAUAUAGUGCAAAAAUGAGGUUUUCAAUUGGGGCCUCUUUCUUUUAUUUUCAUGGUUCAAUUUCUUCUUUCCCUAUUAGGUGGCUGAUCUUGGGCAGUUUUGUUAGAUCAGUUGUAAACAAGACCCAGAGAAAGACCGGUGGAGGUUGUAGUUCAUUUUUCCCUCAUGUAAUGUUGUAUCAUACUCACGUCAACUUCAAGCUGGCCAAAUAUGGCAAUAUUUAUGA
Rosa rugosa (rugosa rose) is the source of this 1661-nucleotide messenger RNA. Its product is annotated as RING-H2 finger protein ATL7-like. The coding region runs from base 599 to 1279 and encodes 226 amino acids. The record is from RefSeq and is a predicted model, not a curated record. NCBI's taxonomy places the organism in Eukaryota, Viridiplantae, Streptophyta, Magnoliopsida, Rosales, Rosaceae. The transcript is spliced from 3 exons.